AUGGGGCUUACGAAGAAACCCUAUUUCGGGCUCACUGGAGAAUGGCUUACCUUUUGGCUCACGGUAUCCUGUGCUACCGAUAUGAUGCUAUUUGGAUACGAUCAAGGUGUCUUCAUAGGUGACCAACUCGGCCGCAAGAAAUCCAUUCUUUUGGGCACUGUUAUUAUGGGGGUUGGUACCAUUCUUCAAGCAUCAUCCUAUAGUCUACCUCAGAUGUUCAUUGGCCGGAUUGUGCUGGGUCUCGGCAAUGGAAUCAACACGGCAACGGCGCCCAUUUGGCAAACGGAAACUGCACAGGCCAAAUGGAGAGGAAAGUUGGUCAUCCUGGAUCUCGGGCUAAAUGUCGGCGGAUACUGUAUUGUCAACUGGGUCAACUACGGUCUUUCCUUCCACGACGGCGCCAUUGCAUGGCGGUUGCCGAUCUCUUUACAGCUUAUCUUCAUCGCUGUAUUGCUCGUCACGGUCCCCUGGCUUCCAGAAUCUCCUAGAUGGCUCAUGACACAAGCCCGUGAAGAAGAAGCAAUGGAGGUGCUCGCGUGCGUCGAGGCUAUGCCCAUUGAAGAUCCACUUAUCAUCACUCAACGUGAUGAGAUCAAAUUCAGCAUUACAUAUGAAUCCGACAAUGCUGUCCGGUGGCGCGAUCUCCUGCGCCGGAGCAAAAGCGACAAUACCAAGACUCUUCGUCAGUUGCUUCUUGGUGCCGGCACACAGGCCAUGCAGCAGUUCCAAGGCAUCAACAUUAUGAGUUAUUACCUCCCCCUAGUCCUCAUGAACUCGGUCGGACUCUCAGAUAAGAUGGCCCGGCUGUUGAUAGCUUGCAAUGCGACCUCAUACUUUUUUUUUUUUUCGUGUGCAGCAGCUGCGAUAGUCGAACGAGUCGGCCGUCGAGGGUUGAUGAUGAUGUCUGGGUUUGGCCAGUUCGUAUCCUUCCUGAUUAUCACAAUUCUCCUUUAUAUGGCCAAAACGAAUAUAGUCUACGCCACUGCUUCCGUUGCCUUCUUCUUUUUCUACCAUAUCGCAUUUGGAAUGGGUAUGCUGGGAGUUCCGUGGCUGUAUCCCACUGAAAUAAACUCACUUCCUAUGAGAACGAAGGGUGCGGCUGUUUCGACCGCAACAAACUGGAUCACCAACUUUGUCAUAGUCGAAAUUACGCCCAUCGGUAUUCAAAAUAUUGGAUGGAAAUUCUGGAUUGUGUGGACCGUUCUCAAUGCGGUCUUCCUGCCAAUUGUCUACUUCUUUUACACAGAGACAGCAAAUCGAACCUUGGAAGACAUGGAUGCGUACUACCGCUCCAACCCACCGCUUAUCGUGGCGGGCGAUGCAGAUGCCAUUUCGACUAAGAGGCCGCUUCAGUUCGCCUACCACGAAGAUGAAGAGGUUCAGAAGAAUGCAAAGGAAGCUGUCACUGGUGGCGUUGGAUACGCAGAACAUGUAAAUUAG
This is a messenger RNA of Penicillium canescens, 1440 nucleotides long. Its product is annotated as Major facilitator superfamily domain general substrate transporter. Bases 1 to 1440 code for a protein of 479 amino acids. NCBI's taxonomy places the organism in Eukaryota, Fungi, Ascomycota, Eurotiomycetes, Eurotiales, Aspergillaceae. Gene Ontology annotation, cellular component: membrane. Gene Ontology annotation, biological process: transmembrane transport; carbohydrate transport. The record is from RefSeq and is a predicted model, not a curated record. Gene Ontology annotation, molecular function: carbohydrate:proton symporter activity. The transcript is spliced from 8 exons.